Molecule: messenger RNA, 710 nt
Organism: Chlamydomonas reinhardtii
Lineage: Eukaryota; Viridiplantae; Chlorophyta; Chlorophyceae; Chlamydomonadales; Chlamydomonadaceae
Exons: 1
Coding region: 78-266 (62 amino acids)
Source: RefSeq, a predicted model, not a curated record
CAUCUUCUCCUGCCAGCUACUAAACCCACUUUGCGUAUAGUGUUCAGUACUACUUGCUAUUGUGCUGCCGACUUAAAAUGGAGCGUCCCAUCCCCGAGGCACCCGCCGCCUUUGGCACUCCGGCUAAGGGGGAGGGGGAGGAGCUGCAGGAGCUAGGCGAGGAGGAGGAGUCAGAUGGAGGGAGUGAUGAGGAUGACGACCUGCCAAUUGGGCAGCUGCUGGAGCGCGCGCUGGAGAGCUCUGACAGCAAGUCUGAUGCGGAGUGAGGCAGUGCUUGGGGGAGUGUGGUAGCGGCUGCUAGCGGUAGCUGUUGAAAGAAAAGUGAUGGCUGCAGACAUGGCUGCGGAAUGGCUGCGGACAGCUUGUGAUCAUGGGCGCGUGCAUUGACAAGGGCAACUGCUGCUGGUUUUACGCGGCUGCUGUAUGCAUUGGUGUGUGUGCUGGGGCGUGUGCGUGCGUACGGGGUUAAACUGGAGACGCUGAUAAACCUAGCAAAUUCCCGCGCAGAACGGGUCCAUAAAAAGUAAAAAAAAUUCGGCGCGGCUGCGCCGCGUUUACUAAAAAGUAAAAACCCAAAUAAAUAUUUCAAGCCUCAAUAAAACUUCUGGGAGUUAGUCUUCUAAGCGCAGUACGGUAUGUGAUCCAGGCAUACAGUGUGUAGUUGGGGUUGCUUUACAACUUGCAUUUCUUCAUUGUAAGACGUUGCUUGC